Messenger RNA from Bipolaris oryzae ATCC 44560, 1473 nucleotides. RefSeq lists its product as uncharacterized. The transcript has a single exon. Gene Ontology annotation, molecular function: kynureninase activity; pyridoxal phosphate binding. The record is from RefSeq and is a predicted model, not a curated record. The coding region runs from base 1 to 1473 and encodes 490 amino acids. Gene Ontology annotation, cellular component: cytoplasm. Gene Ontology annotation, biological process: NAD+ biosynthetic process. NCBI's taxonomy places the organism in Eukaryota, Fungi, Ascomycota, Dothideomycetes, Pleosporales, Pleosporaceae.
AUGGACACCACCAGCGCUAUCGAACAACUCCGCCAAGGCCAAAAGCCGCAAUGGCCUGCAAAUGCCGAGUCAUUCGACUUUGCUCGGACCCUUGAUGAGAGUACCGAGAUACCGCAUACAUUCCGUCCCGAAUUUAUUGUCCCCAGCAAGGCGCAGCUCAAGCGAAAGACUCUCAAAGACGAUGCACAAACCGCAAAUCCAGCAACGAGUGCAGAGGACGAGGCCAUUUACUUUUGCGGCAACUCGCUGGGUCUCCAGCCGAAAGCUGUCGGCGAACACAUGAACGCAUACCUCAAAACAUGGGGUUCAAUAGUUGUUGGUGGCCAUUUCACCGCUCUUGAGGACUCGCCAAUCACUCCUUACCAAGACAUGGCCGCUGCAUGUUCAAGAAAAAUGGCCAAUGUUGUCGGUGCAUCGCCUUCGGAAAUUGUUGCCAUGAACACAUUGACCAUCAACCUGCAUUUGAUGAUGGCGGCUUUCUAUAAGCCAACUGAGAAGAAACACAAGAUAAUGUGCGAGUGGCGGCCGUUUCCCAGCGAUUGGUAUGCGAUUGAGUCGCAAAUCGAGUGGCACGGACUAGACCCGAAGAAGUCGAUGCUUCUGGUAGAGCCAGACGACGGAUACACCAUGACAACAAAAAACAUCCUCAAACUCAUCGAUGAUAACGCUGAUGAGCUUGCACUCAUUAUGCUACCUGGAAUUCAAUAUUACAGCGGCCAACUCCUUGAUAUCCCAGUCAUCACCGCCCAUGCACGGAAACACAACAUCACAAUCGGCUGGGACCUCGCACAUGCCGCCGGCAAUGUCGAACUCAAGCUCCACGAAUGGGACGUCGACUUUGCAUGCUGGUGUACAUACAAGUACAUGAAUGCCGGAGCCGGCGCCAUCGCAGGUGCUUUUAUCCACGAAAAGCACGGCAACAACGACCAUUACAAGGGGCUCAAGGGCUGGUACGGCCACGACAAGUCAUCUCGCUUCCAGAUGGACAACAAGUUUGUUCCUACACCCGGUGCACAGGGCUUCCAGUGCUCAAAUCCUUCAAUUGUCGACCUCACCUGUCUAUCCGGGGCUCUCAGCGUUUUCGAAAAGACAUCCAUGACCGAUCUGCGCUCAAGAUCGCUGCUGCUAACCGCCUAUGCCGAACACCUCCUUUCGCAAAUCGCCACACGAAAUAUCAAGAACGGCGAGUUUCCCUUCCAAAUCAUCACACCUACGGACCCGCGUUUCCGUGGCGCGCAGCUCAGUGUCUUGCUGCCUGAAGACAAGUUCGACGAGGCUAGUGCGAGACUGGUAGACAACGGCAUCGUAUGCGACAAGAGGAAACCGGGUAUCAUCCGUGUUGCGCCAGUACCGCUGUACAACACUUUUGGCGAUGUUUGGAGGUUUAUGCAGGUCUUUGAAGAGGCGAUAGCAACGAAGGAGAAGGAGCAGAGUCAGUUGCAGGCGGCGCCGGUACUAGAAGCGAGGCUGUAG